Messenger RNA from Fusarium sp. VM40, 819 nucleotides. NCBI's taxonomy places the organism in Eukaryota, Fungi, Ascomycota, Sordariomycetes, Hypocreales, Nectriaceae. The record is from the annotation of a GenBank genome assembly.
AUGGCUACCGAGACCUUCCUGGCCCGCCUCUGCGAGCAGGCCGAGCGCUACGAUGAGAUGGUCACCUACAUGAAGGAGGUGGCUAAGCUGGGCGGAGAGCUCACCGUUGAUGAGCGUAACCUCCUCAGCGUUGCCUACAAGAACGUUGUCGGUACCCGACGUGCCUCGUGGCGCAUCAUCUCCUCGAUCGAGCAGAAGGAGGAAUCUAAGGGAUCCGACAAGCAUGUCUCUACCAUCAAGGACUACCGCAACAAGAUUGAGACCGAGCUCGAGAAGGUCUGCCAGGAUGUCCUCGACGUUUUGGACGACUUCCUUAUCCCCAACGCCGCCACUGGCGAGUCCAAGGUCUUCUACCACAAGAUGAAGGGUGAUUACCACCGUUACCUCGCCGAGUUUGCCUCAGGUGAGAAGCGCAAGGGUGCUGCUACCGCUGCCCACGAUGCUUACAAGAGCGCCACCGAUGUCGCCCAGACUGAGCUUACUCCCACUCACCCCAUCCGUCUGGGUCUUGCUCUCAACUUCUCCGUCUUCUACUACGAGAUCUUGAACUCCCCCGACCGUGCUUGCCACCUCGCGAAGCAGGCCUUCGACGAUGCUAUUGCCGAGCUCGACUCCCUCUCUGAGGAGUCUUACCGUGACAGCACCCUCAUCAUGCAGCUUCUCCGCGACAACCUUACCCUCUGGACCUCUUCCGACAGCGCUGAGGGCGAGGCUGCCGGCUCCGCUGAUGCUCCCAAGAAGGAGGAGGGCGAGGCCGCUAAGCCCGCUGAGCCUGCCGCCGAGGCCGCUGAGGAGCCUGCGCCUGCUGCUGCUUCCUAA